This is a messenger RNA of Candidozyma haemuli, 1788 nucleotides long. RefSeq lists its product as uncharacterized. Gene Ontology annotation, biological process: vesicle-mediated transport; protein targeting to vacuole. The record is from RefSeq and is a predicted model, not a curated record. The transcript has 2 exons. Lineage: Eukaryota; Fungi; Ascomycota; Pichiomycetes; Serinales; Metschnikowiaceae. Gene Ontology annotation, cellular component: Mon1-Ccz1 complex; fungal-type vacuole membrane. The coding region runs from base 1 to 1788 and encodes 595 amino acids.
AUGACUGGUAAUGAAGACUCGCCAAAGACCAUGUCUAAAGAACCCACUCUACUGAGGCAGCCUUCAAUUGCACUUCUUCCUCAAGCCUCACUGAUAACAGGAACCCUGCUGGCCAAUCCAACAACAGCUGUAUCUCACACACAAGCAGAGAUAACAUGGAACAUAGAAGACACCGAACGAUCCACACUCGCUAGCCCUAGGCUAAGACCAAUUCACCUGAGUGCAACGUCUAUUGGAGAUGGGGAGAGCUUUGGUAAUCUGCAAAGCGAGGCCGAGGAUGGCUUGGUGAGUGAUGAUGAGGAAACAGAAACGAAUCACUUGACUGAGUUACUACAGAACCUAAUGGCCCACGAUAUCGGGAAGGCAAGGAACUUUGGUGACUCGUCCUUGCAGCAUUCUAACAUUAUGUUUGGAGAAGAUGGAGAGGUUGAUGAGGAAUUCAUUGAAUCAAGGUUUAUCCCAGACAAGCUGGACUCGUCUGAGGUAUUCCACAAGAAGUUGAAGCAUCUUUUCGUGUUGUCGUCCGCAGGCAAACCGAUUUACUCUCUUAAUGGCUCUGAUGACGCCAUUAUGGGCUACAUGGGUCUUAUCACAACGAUUGUCUCGACGUACCAAGAAAACAUGAAGACCGAGUUCAACCACAUAACUCAGGAUGGCUUCAGGCUCGUGGUGAUGAAUAAAAGUCCGCUUAUCCUUGUUUUGAUCACUAGAGUCGUCUAUGAAUUGAACUUAGCAUCUGAUGAUAUUAAAUCCACGUUAGAAAGGCAGCUCCAAGCAACAUACAUGUACCUUGUCUCGGUCCUAUCAGCACCAGUCAUAAAGAGGAGUUUCGAAAGAAGAAUGAACUACGAUCUCCGAAAGAUCUUAUCAAAUCAGGAUAUUGCAUUCUUAGAUGCCAUGAAUAUGAAACUGACAUAUGGAUUCUCCGUCCAAAAGGACGGCCACUUCUAUCUUGAUAGCAGCUUUUACAUCAGUCAAUUGUUGGGCUGGGCGUUCCGAUGUGUGAGAACAACUCAUACAACUAGGUCAAAGGUCGGAUCCAUUUUGCUUUCUGCAAAAAAAUUGACUGUCAAAGAAUCUGGUUCUGAUACAGCAUCAAUCAUCAGCAAGGCUUCCAUGACGGAGACUAAGCGGUACCUCGCAAAUGACCUCCUUUUCGGAUUUGUUUGUGUGAAUGAAGAAGUUUUAACGUACAUUCGGCCGUCCCAGCAUAAACUUCUGAAUGAGGAUAUCAAUAUGCUUCUAUCCAUCAUUUCAUUCCAUUUCAAAACGGGAAAUCAGCAAUCAGACUUGUGGAUCCCUCUUUGCAUGCCCAACUUCAAUAAUUCUGGGUUCUUAUAUGUUUACGUGAGAAGGUUCGAUCUAGUUGGUUACAACGAGCCAUUGUCAUUGAUUCUCUUGGGUGCAAAUAAGAACAGCUUCUUUGACUUGAGACAAGUUGGUCAGUACAUCAUCAACCGAAUUUUCGAAAACAAGCAUCUCAAAACUACAUUGACUUCGGAACUCGUUCAAAUGGGAGAUGCAAUGAAACUCAUCAAAGGGUUGGAAUGCCCUUUUAUUAAGCAUUUCAUUUACAGGAGAAAGAAUGGAAACCAGUAUUUCAUGGAUGAUAUCAAUUUUUUGACCCGAGGUGAGGACAAAUACAACAAUGUCGCUGCGUUUCUUCAGAUACUUUAUUUCUACACCACUUUGCACAACUGCAAGAGCGGCAAAGAAACUUACAUACACGAGAUGGCAAAGGAAAGAUGGAUGGAUAACAGGGUUUCUAUUAACAAGCAAAGACUAUGA